CGGCUAGCCGCCAUCUUGUUGUUGAUCCUACCCAGUGGGCAGCGCCAGGAGCUGGACCGAGCGGCCGGUGCGGGGUCGCUGCUGCGGGGCUCAUCCACCUGCCCUGCCUGCCAGGGGCGGGCCGAAUCCUGGAGGCCCAGGGGGCCCAGCUCCCUUGGGGAGCCGUGGGCGCCCGCUGCCCGGGCCGGGCCGGGAAGGAGAGUGAGCCCAGCGGCGCUGACCGUCGGCGCCCGGCCUGCCGGGACCUCCCGCCUCGCACCCCUCCCGUGGCCCAUGUGCUGCGUCCUCGGCCCUCAGCGUGCAGCCGGCCCCAACGCGAUGUGUGUUUGUCAAACCAUGGAGGUGGGGCAGCACUGCAAGAACUCGAGUCGGGCCGGAGACCGGGGCGUCCUCCUGGAGCCCUUCAUCCACCAGGUGGGCGGGCACAGCAGCAUGAUGCGCUACGACGACCACACCGUGUGCAAGCCCCUCAUCCCGCGGGAGCAGCGCUUCUACGAGUCCCUCCCCCCGGAGAUGAAGGAGUUCACCCCCGAGUACAAAGGCGUGGUGUCUGUCUGCUUCGAGGGGGACAGUGACGGCUACAUCAAUUUGGUGGCCUACCCCUACGUGGAGAGUGAGACGGUGGAGCCGGACGAUACGCCGGAGCGGGAGCAGCCUCGGCGCAAACACUCCCGCCGGAGCCUGCAUCGGUCGGGCAGUGGCAGUGACCGUGACCACAAGGAGGAGAAGGCCGGCCUGUCCCUGGAGGCCUCUGAGAGCGCCCAGGAGGCCAGGAGCCCGAAGGCGGAGCUGCACAGCCACUCGGACGUCCCCUUCCAGAUGCUGGACAGCAACAGUGGCCUGAGCGCCGAGAAGAUCAGCCACAACCCCUGGAGCCUGCGCUGCCACAAGCAGCAGCUGAGCCGCAUGCGCUCCGAGUCCAAGGACCGCAAGCUCUACAAGUUCCUGCUGCUCGAGAACGUGGUGCACCACUUCAAGUGCCCCUGCGUGCUGGACCUGAAGAUGGGCACGCGGCAGCACGGCGACGACGCGUCCGCCGAGAAGGCGGCCCGGCAGAUGAGGAAGUGCGAGCAGAGCACGUCCGCCACGCUGGGGGUCAGGGUCUGCGGCAUGCAGGUGUACCAGCUGGACACGGGGCAUUACCUCUGCAGGAACAAGUACUAUGGCCGUGGCCUGUCCAUCGAAGGCUUCCGUAACGCCCUCUACCAGUACCUGCACAACGGCUUGGACCUGCGGCGUGACCUUUUUGAGCCCAUCCUGAGCAAACUGCAGGGCCUGAAGGCGGUGCUGGAGCGGCAGGCCUCCUACCGCUUCUACUCCAGCUCCCUGCUUAUCAUCUACGAUGGCAAGGAGUGUCGGGCCGAGUCCUGCCUGGACCGCCGGUCCGAGAUGCGCCUCAAGCACCUGGACAUGGGGCUGCCUGAGGUGCCGUCACCCUGCGGCCCCAGCAGCGGCCCCAGCAGCGCCGGCCCCGAGGCGGGCCCCUCCUCUCCACCCAAGGUGGAUGUCCGCAUGAUCGACUUUGCACACAGCACGUUCAAGGGCUUCCGGGAUGACCCCACCGUGCACGACGGGCCCGACCGAGGCUACGUGUUCGGCCUGGAGAACCUCAUCAGCAUCAUGGAGCAGAUGCGGGACGAGAACCAGUAGGCCCGGCUCCGGGUCCCCAGAACCCCUUCCUCUCCACCCGCAGGCAGGGACCAUUGAUCUGAACUCGCUGCGAGGACACACAGACUUGCUUUUAAAGGGUUAUAUUUCUCUUGGGUGUAAACUAAAAGAAUGUUUUUAGCUGUAGCCUGGAAUCCGUAUGUAUAAAGAGGAGGAGAGCGGAACACGCAUCCUCUUGGCCAGGCCCCCGAGCUCCACGGCUCUGACUGCGGUGUCCAGGCUGGCUUAGCAGAGGGGGCCCCUGGUGGGCUCGUCGGCAGGGACGGGGUGUCCUUGGCCAUGGAUUUUUCUUGCCUAUGUUUCUGGGGUCUGUGGCCUCAGGGCCCUGCUGGUUGUGGGACAGAGCCCUGCGCUCACACAGGCCCCUCCAUCCCGCACACCCCUUGUUCCUCAGAAGCGGAGGGAUUGGGGGCCCAUCUCCAGGGGGAUGUGUUCUAGUGUCUCGGGGGUCAACCGCUCUUUGAUGUCCCCAGGGCACUUCAAGGCCAGCUGCACACAGCUGGACCCACCCUUCUGGGUUCCGAUCCUGGCCAGAGGCUAGAUUCAUGAGGCUGGGUGGUCAGCCUGCGCGGCAGAGGCCGGCCCUGGGGCUCCCCGGCACUUGCACCUGCUCCUCCUGCCUGCACACCCACCCCAGCCGUCCUUUCUCACCGAGACCUCUUGCCCCACUGAAGGGCCCCUGCUGUGUCUGCUGAGGAGAGGCAGUGUCCCAGCAGGCCUCGGGGCCCCUGGCGACUGACCGAAGCAGUGUUUGCAGUUCUCGUGCCGUGGGCAGGAGCCCGCUUCCUCUAGUUUGGGCAGCUGUGCUGCCUCUGGGUGGGCCGCUCCUGCCAGGGCUCGGGGGCUGUGGUCUGCUCAGGGUCUCCCCUUCUCCCAGGCCAAGCUCAAGGCGGCGGCCCCUUGUGAGAAGCUCCAGGCUUACCAGGGAGAACUUUAAAACUGUCUGCACGUGGGGGCAUUUGUACUCUGGGUGCAGGUGCCCAGGUUCUGCUAAUGAGAGUGUUGUCUUACCAUUCUGGGGCUCCAUCAGUCUGUCCAUUUGUCCAUCUGCCAUCCCCUGCCUCUUGGGGUCCUCCCCCUGGGGUGCAGCCUUGUUCAUUAGUAAAUAUUGAUUUCCUUCAUUCUUCCCUCAGCAAAAUACUCUUUCCCAUCUUUGAAGUGGGUGUUUGCCCCGGGCCCUUCUUCAGCAGGUGCGGCCUUUUCACGGAGAACUGGGAGCAGAACCACCUGCAGGAGGCGGCCCCUGCUGGCCCAGCACCCUCCCUGCAGCCUGGAGCACGGCCCCUCCACACUGACGGUGGUGCAGCGAGGGCUGGACAAGGGAUCCCUUCCUUCCCGUGGUUUUAGUUUUUGCUGCCAGCCCUUAAUGGCACAGAGACCUGCCACCUCUAACUCGUGCCCAGGAGGUGACACUGCAAUCACCUAACCAUUGCCAAGGUUAGUGCCCUCACCUCCAAGCCUAGGACCACUGUCGUCACUUUGGGCAUGUCCCUGUUUGGGCAUUAGAGGUUAAGCUUGCUAGCCUGUGCGUCUCUGCGAGGCCUUGGUGACCAAUGGACUCAUCUCCUGGUCCUUAGAUGCAGCCUCACACAUCUGAACAGGCUCCUGGGUGGAUCAUUUCUCAGCCCUCUGACCCUGGUGCCAGUGGUGGGCAGGUUCCUGUUCCUUGGGGCUGGGAGGGAGAGCUUGCCUGUUUCUGGUCGGUAAUGACCUUCUGUCCUGCACCAUUCUGUGGCUUCGGCUAUAGGGACAGUGGCUCUUCUUUAGUGUAGUCGUUUCCUGGCAGGGCAGAGGUUGAGACACAGGGCCACUUGAGACCUUUGAACCUCUCCCCCCUAGAGGGGUGCUGUGCCUCUGAGUUCUGUACUUUGGGAGCAGAGGGCCUGGGAUUUGCUGCUUCUCCCCACCCUGUGGGUCCCCUCUUUUCAGCACUUUUGACACUUGGAGACCCAGCCCUGUUACCUGGCGGGCGACGGGCACGUGUGCAUGGGCACAUGUGCUCCGCCACCUCCCUCUCACCACUCUGCCAGGCCCUGCCCCUGCCAGGCCCUGCCUUUUCAGCCCCUACUUGGGACCAAAGUGCAACGUGGGAUCACGGCUGGGGCACUCAAGUGACCCCUCUAUAGUGCUUCCUUGGGCCAAGUGACACCAGCCCCCUGAGGGGUGGGAUCGGGUGGUGCUUCAAGAGGAAGGGGACCAGUAUAGCAAUUUGCCAGGGACCCCACCCCUCCCUUACACUGGGAUCUGUGCAGUGAGCCUGGGGACCCCGCCGAUGGGGCCCAAGGCCUAGGCUAGUUCAGUAGCUCCUGUUCACUUGCUCACACCUGGCCACGUGCACGCCCUUUAUAUGCAGAUUGCUUUGAACUUGAAAGCUGUUGUGCUGAGUUACAAAAACGGUUUAAUGAG
Messenger RNA from Phyllostomus discolor (pale spear-nosed bat), 4074 nucleotides. It is a transcript of the gene IP6K1, whose product is annotated as inositol hexakisphosphate kinase 1. The transcript is spliced from 6 exons. Gene Ontology annotation, molecular function: inositol hexakisphosphate kinase activity. Lineage: Eukaryota; Metazoa; Chordata; Mammalia; Chiroptera; Phyllostomidae. Gene Ontology annotation, cellular component: cytoplasm; nucleus. Gene Ontology annotation, biological process: phosphatidylinositol phosphate biosynthetic process; inositol phosphate biosynthetic process. The record is from RefSeq and is a predicted model, not a curated record. Bases 274 to 1650 code for a protein of 458 amino acids.